GGCCCGGGCGGGCUGGCAGCUAGAGUGGGUACGAUAGCCGCCUCCGCCUCUGCCGCCUCCGCCGUCGCCUCCUCCGCCCGGGCCGUUCGCUGCUGCGCGGGGAGAGCGAGGCGGGGCCGCCGGGGCCGCCAUGGAGCCCGACUCGGUGAUUGAGGACAAGACCAUCGAGCUCAUGUUACCGAAGUGCAUGUUUGGGAUUUUAUUGAAGAAAGCUGGAUACAGUAAACGGAAAGAAUCUUGGAAGCUGCUUGACUGCUGUCUUUUCUCAGACUAGUCUGAAAGGGAAUACCCCCAUUCAUUCUGGAUUGGUGGAUCUGAAGUACAAAAUAUUUUCCAGAACACUUCAGUUAUGGAGGAUCAAAAUGAAGAUGAGUCCCCAAAGAAAAAUACUCUUUGGCAGAUAAGUAAUGGAACAUCAUCUGUGAUCGUCUCCAGAAAGAGGCCAUCAGAAGGAAACUAUCAAAAAGAAAAAGACUUGUGUAUUAAAUAUUUUGACCAGUGGUCUGAAUCAGAUCAAGUGGAAUUUGUGGAACACCUUAUUUCACGAAUGUGUCAUUAUCAGCAUGGACAUAUUAACUCUUACCUGAAGCCCAUGUUGCAGCGAGACUUUAUUACCGCUUUACCAGAGCAAGGCUUAGAUCACAUAGCAGAAAACAUUCUUUCUUACCUGGAUGCCAGGUCUCUGUGUGCAGCAGAGCUGGUAUGUAAAGAAUGGCAGCGAGUGAUCUCGGAAGGAAUGCUUUGGAAGAAGCUGAUUGAAAGAAUGGUGCGCACUGACCCUCUGUGGAAGGGACUUUCAGAAAGAAGAGGGUGGGAUCAGUACCUGUUUAAGAACAGACCUACAGAUGGCCCUCCCAAUUCAUUUUAUAGGUCAUUAUACCCAAAGAUUAUCCAGGACAUAGAGACUAUAGAAUCUAACUGGCGGUGUGGACGACACAACUUGCAGAGGAUUCAGUGCCGCUCUGAAAAUAGUAAAGGUGUCUACUGUUUACAGUAUGAUGAUGAAAAAAUUAUCAGUGGCCUACGAGAUAAUUCUAUUAAGAUUUGGGAUAAAACCAGCUUGGAAUGUUUGAAAGUGUUAACGGGACACACUGGCUCUGUCCUUUGUCUCCAGUAUGAUGAACGUGUCAUUGUGACUGGUUCUUCAGACUCUACAGUGAGAGUCUGGGAUGUGAACACGGGUGAAGUUCUGAACACAUUGAUCCACCACAAUGAGGCUGUACUGCACUUACGCUUCAGCAAUGGACUUAUGGUGACCUGUUCCAAGGAUCGCUCCAUCGCUGUGUGGGACAUGGCUUCUGCUACCGAUAUCACUCUACGCCGUGUCCUGGUUGGCCACCGUGCUGCUGUCAAUGUGGUAGACUUUGAUGAUAAAUACAUCGUGUCUGCCUCUGGUGACAGAACCAUCAAAGUCUGGAGCACGAGCACCUGUGAGUUUGUUCGUACUCUGAAUGGGCACAAGCGAGGCAUUGCCUGUCUCCAGUACAGGGAUCGGCUGGUUGUUAGUGGAUCAUCAGAUAAUACCAUAAGGCUAUGGGAUAUCGAAUGUGGUGCCUGUUUAAGAGUCCUAGAGGGACAUGAAGAAUUGGUCCGAUGCAUCCGGUUUGAUAACAAGAGGAUUGUCAGUGGGGCCUAUGAUGGGAAAAUUAAAGUUUGGGACUUGCAAGCUGCUCUGGACCCUCGAGCCCCAGCAAGCACGUUGUGUUUGCGCACGUUGGUGGAACAUUCUGGACGUGUGUUUCGGCUACAGUUUGAUGAAUUUCAGAUCAUCAGCAGCUCCCAUGAUGACACUAUUUUGAUUUGGGAUUUCUUAAAUGUGCCUCCCAGUGCCCAGAAUGAGACCCGUUCUCCCUCCAGAACAUACACUUACAUCUCCAGAUAACAGUCUGCACUUUACCCGUUUCAGGGUUUCCUAGUCUUGAACUACUGGCUACAUGGCUACCAAAUGCCUAAGGGAGUUCUUCGCAGCUGAGUUAUGAAGCUGGAAUUGGUUCUAGACGCUGGGUAGAUGCAAAGCAGCCUAACUCUUCCAAGUACCAACAUUUCUCACCUCCGAUUCCGGCCUCUACUUUGAGAAGGAUACCUUAGCUUCACCGACUUCCAGUAGAACAGAAGCCCAUUUCCUCCCCCCGUCAGUGAAAAAAAAACAAAAUCUAAUGCUUCAAAUGUAAAUUGUUCAU
Molecule: messenger RNA, 2180 nt
Organism: Puma concolor (puma)
Lineage: Eukaryota; Metazoa; Chordata; Mammalia; Carnivora; Felidae
Gene: FBXW11
Product: F-box and WD repeat domain containing 11
Molecular function (GO): protein dimerization activity
Source: RefSeq, a predicted model, not a curated record